UAAUAACAGAAAACAGAAAAAGAAAUUAUACAAUCCGAAUUCGAGGCAAAAGGCGUGUCGUGCUCUAGUCUAGGAGAGGCAGCGUUAAUUUCGCGAUGGCUAUGUUGACGCGCCUGACCAGCAGUGGCACCACAACCGUGGCUGGCGCUCCUGGCUCCCCGAAGGGUCUGCAGCGUUUCCAGAACUAUAUCGCUGCAUUUCUGUGGCCAGGGACGCAACGCCACCAGCGAAAGUCGACGCAGUUGGACGCCAUUGACUGCUUCACCAACGAUUUGGUUAGCCGUAAGACUCAGAAAUGGGAGGAGCUGCGCGACAGUCUGAUGAACAAGAAGCAAUCGGCCGCCCUGGAGGCUGACGACAAUAGCAAUGUUGCAUCAGGAACUGCAACAGCAGCUGGAGAAGGAGUGGGAACAGCUAAUACCAGCUUCAGCCAGAACGUGGGCCUCAUGUCCAAGGGCAUGAUGAGUGAUCUGAAAGCCCUGCGUUCCCCGCAGCUGGGCCUGGAUAUUCGUUCGCUGUCGCAGCCGCAAUUGGACAACCUUCUCAUGGCCACUCUAGAGAUCAAGAACAAGCUGGACUUUCUCUAUUUGAUCAGGCAGUGCAUUCGUUGUAAUCUAUUGCCGUCCAACGAGGUGUUCAUCUCCUGUCUCAAGUAUUUGAGUACACAACGCAAGCUCCAGCAACUGGAGGCCCUGGCAGAUAUCUGCCGCCUGCUCAAGCAUCCGUUUGCCCACACCUAUGCCGACCUGGCACCCUUUAAGGCUAUUGCCUUGUGGAACAAUGGCAAUGCGGAUGUCGCUCUGAUGACGCUGCAUCGCGGAUACGGCGUGAGCAUGACCACCGAGGAAGGACGCCGUAUGAUUCGGACCGCCUUUCGCACAAUAUCCGAAGAGACGCUGGCCCAAAAGAGCGAGGCGGUGCUGGUGUCUCUCAUGGACGUUGCCCGUGCCAUUCAUCGCGAACACAAGGACAUCUUUGUGGUGGCCUGUGUGUGGAAGCAAUGCUUUGUCAGCGACUGGUUCUGUGACCAGAAAUCAGCGGGCGAACUCUUGGAGCAUUACAAGGAGCUGCAGGAGCUAGUGGAGCGGCGGGCCAGUCCCCUAUGCUCUUCAUUCCUGGGUCGGAACAAUGUGGACGCAGUGCACCGACUGAUUGAAGUCUAUCUGCAGCAUCAGCAGCGCUCUGCCUGCGCCAGUUGCCUGAGUUUGCUCUUCAACUACCAAUAUUUGCGCAAGGAUCUGCGCGCCUGUGCCGAGAUAGUCAAGUCCUGCAGCGAGCUGGAGAUGCCACUGAAUGAGCUGCAGAACGAACAGUUCCUCAGUCUGUUCCUCGACCAAAGCGAUCCCAUUGACAAGGCCAACGGAACGACCGGAGCCGCCAAGUACAAGACACCAAAGUCCUUCCAGUACAAAUUCUAGGCCGUCGUCGCACCAUUACAGUUCUAGUUCUAGUUCAUAUGGCCGUUGUCAUCGUAGAUGUAGCACAAGUUACGACCCAAAGCAAUAUGCACCAUCCUCUUCUCCCAUAAAGCAGAAUGUAUAGCAGAAUGUCUCAGUGUCUCUUUAAUAAAUGUUAUUGAAUGUCA
This is a messenger RNA of Drosophila persimilis, 1585 nucleotides long. RefSeq lists its product as uncharacterized. Bases 96 to 1418 code for a protein of 440 amino acids. Lineage: Eukaryota; Metazoa; Arthropoda; Insecta; Diptera; Drosophilidae. The record is from RefSeq and is a predicted model, not a curated record. The transcript is spliced from 3 exons.